This is a messenger RNA of Sphenostylis stenocarpa, 1311 nucleotides long. The record is from the annotation of a GenBank genome assembly. NCBI's taxonomy places the organism in Eukaryota, Viridiplantae, Streptophyta, Magnoliopsida, Fabales, Fabaceae.
AUGGCUGAUGGUCAUGAGACUGAUAAGAACAUUGAGGUGUGGAAAAUCAAGAAAUUGAUCAAAGCUCUUGAAGCUGCUAGAGGAAAUGGCACAAGUAUGAUUUCCCUCAUCAUGCCCCCACGUGAUCAAAUAUCUCGUGUCACUAAGAUGCUUGGUGAUGAGUUUGGAACUGCUUCAAACAUUAAAAGUAGGGUGAACCGACAGUCAGUGCUAGGUGCAAUCACUUCUGCUCAGCAGAGGCUUAAGCUCUAUAAUAAGGUUCCUCCAAAUGGGCUUGUUCUGUAUACUGGCACAAUUGUGACUGAGGACGGGAAAGAGAAGAAGGUCACUAUUGACUUUGAGCCUUUCAGACCUAUCAACGCAUCCCUUUAUCUGUGUGACAAUAAGUUUCACACUGAAGCUUUGAAUGAGCUCCUUGAGUCGGAUGACAAGUUUGGAUUUAUUGUCAUGGAUGGUAAUGGUACUUUAUUUGGGACCUUGAGUGGAAAUACAAGAGAGGUGCUUCAUAAAUUCAGUGUGGAUCUCCCAAAGAAACAUGGAAGAGGAGGGCAAUCAGCCCUGCGUUUUGCUCGUCUUCGAAUGGAGAAGCGUCAUAAUUAUGUCAGAAAGACGGCAGAGCUUGCUACCCAGUUCUAUAUCAAUCCUGCCACCAGUCAACCCAAUGUUUCUGGAUUAAUACUGGCUGGUUCAGCUGAUUUCAAAACUGAGCUUAGUCAGUCUGACAUGUUUGAUCCUCGAUUACAGGCAAAAAUACUUAAUGUUGUUGAUGUUUCCUAUGGAGGAGAAAAUGGUUUUAAUCAGGCUAUUGAGUUGUCUGCUGAAAUUCUUUCCAAUGUGAAGUUUAUCCAGGAGAAACGAUUGAUUGGGAAAUACUUUGAGGAAAUUAGCCAGGAUACUGGAAAGUAUGUUUUUGGUGUUGAAGAUACUCUGAAAGCGUUGGAGAUGGGAGCUGUUGAGACACUUAUUGUUUGGGAAAAUCUUGAUAUGAACAGGUAUACCUUGAAAAAUAGUGGUACUGGUGAGAUUGUCAUUAAGCACUAUAACAAGGAACAGGAUGCCAACCAAAGCAAUUUCCGCGAUCCAGAGACCUCUGCUGAUUAUGAGGUUCAGGAGAAAUUGUCUCUACUGGAGUGGUUUGCAAAUGAAUACAAACGGUUUGGUUGCACUCUCGAGUUUGUCACCAAUAAAUCACAAGAAGGUUCACAGUUUUGCAGAGGUUUUGGUGGGAUAGGUGGGAUCUUGCGAUACCAGCUUGAUAUGCGAACAUUUGAUGAUUUCUCAGAUGAUGGAGGCGCAUACGAUUCUGAAUAG